GAUCGGAAAAGAGUAGUGAGUAACUGUGGUUGUCCGUCGGGAUCUCCUUGGAAUUUGUGAGUUGAGUAGUACGCCUAUAGUUCAGUCCCUUUCUGGCUUCACUGUUCCCUUCAGAGCUGCUUCGAGAGAGAGAACGCAGCCGAGUAACUUACCCCGAAAGUUUGUGAGUACUUUGUUUCUCUGGAUAUUUCUUCAUUAAGACUGUAAAAAUGUCCUCCAAACAAGAAAUAAUGGAUGACCAGCGGUUCAGGCGGGUUUCAAAGGAUCCCAGAUUUUGGGAAAUGCCAGAAAAGGACCGAAAAGUCAAAAUUGACAAGAGGUUUCGAGCCAUGUUUCAUGACAAAAAAUUUAAAUUGAACUAUGCCGUUGAUAAAAGAGGACGUCCUAUUAGCCACAGCACUACAGAGGACUUGAAGCGUUUCUAUGACCUUUCAGACUCCGAUUCUGAUCUCUCUGAUGAAGAAAGUAAAGUACUGGAUGAAAAGAGAGUGAAGGAGAAAAAAAACCAGACCAAAAAGGAAACAAAGUCAAAAACACCGAUUGAGGAGAAAAAGAAAGAAACCAAGAAAACUGACCAAAAGGAUUCUAUAAAUAAAAAUGACUUAAAUAAUUCUGAAAGAAUUCAGAAAAUGAAAAACUCACAUAAAUCUCCAAAGAUAGAUUCAGAAGUAAGUCCCAAAGAUAGUGAAGAAUUCCUACAAAGUAGAAAAAAGAAAAGGGACACCACUGACCUUAGUGUUGAAGCUUUGCCCAAAGGAAAACUGAGGACCAAAGAUUCCAGUACCUCUGCAAUGGUGAAAUCUUCAACAGUCAGUGGUUCUAAGGCAAAAAGAGAAAAGCAAGCAGUCAUAAUGGCAAAAGACAGUGCUGGUAGAAUGCUUCACGAAGAGGCCCCGGAGGAAGAUUCAGACAGCGCCAGUGAACUAGGAAGAGAUGAGGAAUCCGAAGGUGAAAUCACAAGUGAUGAUAGAGCCUCAGCGGAUGAUGAUGAAAAUGAAGAUGAAGAAGAAGAGGAGGAUAGUGAGGAGGAGGAGGAGGAAGAGGAAGAAGAGGAAGAUGAGGAGGAUGAAGAAAGUGAUGAUGAAAGUGAUAGUGGUCCUGAUCUUGCGAGGGGUAAAGGAAAUGUAGAAACUAGUUCUGAAGAUGAAGACGAUUUGGCAGAUUUAUUUCCAGAAGAACCUGGUUUUGAACAUGCUUGGAGAGAAUUAGAUAAAGAUGCUCCUCGGGCUGAUGAGAUUACACGCCGACUAGCAGUUUGCAACAUGGACUGGGAUAGAUUAAAGGCAAAAGAUUUGCUGGCUCUGUUCAACUCAUUUAAGCCCAAAGGAGGAGUUGUAUUUUCUGUGAAGAUAUAUCCUUCGGAGUUUGGAAAGCAGAGGAUGAAGGAAGAGCAAGUUCAAGGACCCGUGGAGUUACUGAGUAUUCCUGAGGAUGCCCCUGAAAAGGACUGGGCCUCUAGAGAGAAGCUAAGAGACUACCAGUUCAAACGAUUGAAGUACUACUAUGCAGUAGUGGAGUGUGAUUCUCCAGAAACAGCGAGUAAGAUUUACGAAGAUUGCGAUGGCCUGGAAUUUGAAAGCAGUUGUUCCUUCAUAGACCUAAGAUUUAUACCAGAUGAUAUUACCUUUGAUGAUGAGCCCAAGGAUGCGGCCUCAGAAGUUGAUCUAACAGCAUAUAAACCAAAGUAUUUCACAUCUGCUGCAAUGGGAACAUCAACGGUGGAGAUCACUUGGGAUGAGACUGAUCACGAAAGAAUCACGACACUGAACAGAAAGUUUAAAAAGGAUGAACUUUUGGACAUGGACUUUGAAGCCUACUUGGCUUCCUCCAGUGAGGAUGAAGAAGAGGUGGAGGAAGCACCAGAAGGUGAAGAUGGAGUCAACAUAGGAGAAGAUGGGAAAACAAAGAAAAGUCAGAAGGAUGAUGAAGAACAAAUUGCAAAAUAUAGACAGCUCUUGCAGGUUAUUCAAGAAAAAGAAAAGAAAGGAAAAGAAAAUGAUAUGGAAAUGGAAAUCAAGUGGGUUCCAGGACUUAAGGAGAGUGCAGAAGAGAUGGUCAAAAACAAGUUGGAGGGAAAGGAUAAACUGACCCCUUGGGAACAAUUUUUAGAGAAGAAGAAAGAGAAGAAAAGACUGAAAAAGAAACAGAAGGCUCUUGCUGAAGAAGCCAGUGAAGAUGAGAUUCCUUCUGAUGUUGAUCUAAAUGAUCCCUACUUUGCUGAAGAAGUUAAAAAAAUAGGUAUAAAGAAAAAAUCAAUGAAAUCUGCAAAAGACGGUGCAACUUCAGAGGAAGAAACUGAACUAGAAAAACAAAAGGCCGAGAUGGCUUUACUUGUAAUGGAUGAGGAAGAGGACAGCAAGAAACACUUCAAUUAUGACAAGAUCGUAGAGCACCAGAAUCUGAGCAAAAAGAAGAAGAAACAGCUUAUGAAAAAGAAGGAGUUACUUGAAGAUGACUUUGAGGUAAAUGUCAGUGAUGCACGGUUUCAGGCAAUGUACACUUCCCACUUGUUCAAUUUGGAUCCUUCUGAUCCUAAUUUCAAGAAAACAAAAGCUAUGGAAAAAAUUCUGGAGGAGAAAGCACGACAUCGAGAACAGAAAGAAGAACUACUCAUUCAAGCAGUGGAGAGAGCACAGCAGGACACCGGAAAGCCAGCACAGAAGCAACGCAUGGAUCCCGCCUUGUCCAUGCUGAUUAAAUCUGUGAAAAACAAAACAGAGCAGUUCCAAGCCAGAAAAAAACAGAGGGUCAAAUAACUGAGAUAGCCUCUGCUAUCUCAAGUGUACAGAAUUAGCUAGCGUAAAGGAUAGUGGGAAAAAAGCCACCUUUCUGGAAUAUGAAAAAUACCCUUUUCUGACCAUCGUGAAGUUGCUCUUCAUUGGGGCUGGAGAGAUGGCUCAGCACAGGAAUAAUGUUGUUCUUGCAGAGAAUCCCAGCACCCACAUGCAGUUCACAACCAUAUGUAAUUCCAUAUGUAAUUCUUGGGCCCUCUCCUGGCCUCUGUGGGCCACGGUCUCCUUGCCCAUAGUGUGUGCAUAAACAUAAUUCCAGGCAAAAUAUUCACACACAGAAAAUUUUUAAACUUAGAAAAAAUGUUCCCCUUAUGUAAUUGUUUACCUAACUGUAAAUACUUCAUGUUUUAUACUAUGUAUUGUCACAGACUUGCCAUAAUAUAAUUAUAUAAACUAUAGAAUUCUUAAGACUUUUAUAUUGUAUGAAGUUCAUUUCCUACAAGUACGGUUACUCUUAAUUCGGCUCCCUAAGAUACUAUUUACAGUCUGUGUAAAUAGUGUCAGUUUUCUGUGUAAAGAGUGAAAACAAAUUGAAAAUCUGUAUAUGUAGUACCUUAGUCUCUGAAGGCAGGAGGCAAAUUUGAGAAGCUGGUAAAAUAAUAUAUUUUUCUAGUGUAAAGGAUGGAAGCUGUGAACCUUUUCUGUGCUUAGUAAUUUGCUUGUAGAACUAACUUAUAAAUAAAAGUGUGAGAUGGAUUUA
Rattus rattus (black rat) is the source of this 3492-nucleotide messenger RNA. It is a transcript of the gene Esf1, whose product is annotated as ESF1 nucleolar pre-rRNA processing protein homolog. The record is from RefSeq and is a predicted model, not a curated record. NCBI's taxonomy places the organism in Eukaryota, Metazoa, Chordata, Mammalia, Rodentia, Muridae. The transcript has 14 exons. Gene Ontology annotation, molecular function: RNA binding. The coding region runs from base 210 to 2756 and encodes 848 amino acids. Gene Ontology annotation, cellular component: nucleus. Gene Ontology annotation, biological process: rRNA processing.